AGUCAACAGUGUCCACUGACUCCACUCCAAAAUAGAAACAAAAAGAGAACAGGAGUGUGGUUGUGAUUUCUGAAGCAGAAUGGCGAUGAGGCCUGAAAUCGUGUUGUUUGGGGACUCAAUAACAGAGCAGUCCUUCAGAUUAGGAGGAUGGGGUUCUGCUCUUGCUGACACCUACUCUCGCAAGGCUGAUGUCAAAGUUCGUGGCUAUGGUGGGUACAACACCAGAUGGGCGCUGUUCUUGUUGCAACAGAUCUUUCCUCUGGAUUCUGGAAAACCUCCUGCUGCUGCCACAAUUUUCUUUGGGGCCAAUGACGCAGCUAUUUUGGGGAGAACAAGCGACCGGCAACAUGUUCCUCUCAAAGAGUACAAGGAGAAUCUCAGAAAAAUUGUUCUUCAUUUGAAGGAAUGCAGUCCCACUAUUCUGAUUGUGCUCAUCACCCCACCACCUGUGGAUGAGGAAGGGCGUAACGAAUUUGCACGAUUGUUAUAUGGCGAGGAUGCUAGGAAACUGCCAGAAAGGACAAAUGAAGUGGCAGGAGAUUAUGCAAAGCAGUGCCUUGAGCUAGCUGAGGAAUUGGGUGUCCGCUUCAUCAAUCUUUGGUCCAAGUUGCAGGAAACAGAGGGUUGGCAGAAGAAAUUUCUAAGUGACGGAUUGCACCUAACACCAGAAGGCAAUGCUGCAGUCCACCAAGAAGUUGUAAGAGUUUUCAAAGAAGCAUGGUUUUCUGCUGACGAAAUGCCUUAUGAUUUUCCUCACCACUCGGUCAUUGAUGGGAAGAACCCUGAGAAAGCUUUCGAGCAAAGAUGCAUAUAACAGAUUUUUAUUUCAUUAAUCAAACUUUCCACAACAUAUCUGUGUAAUAUUACCCAAAGAAUACCGCCGCAUACAGAAGCAUCAUUAUACCUUCAUCUUUAUUAGCCGAGUAUGCACAAGUACAACAUAACUCCAGCUGAAACAUUUGCUGUAUCUCAGGAAUUAAUUCUUAUCAAUGACCAUACUAUGAAUUAUAGCAGCUUUAUUACAACAUUCUGUGUGUUUGUUGACCAAGUAUUUACACAUCC
Fragaria vesca subsp. vesca is the source of this 1062-nucleotide messenger RNA. Its product is annotated as GDSL esterase/lipase At5g62930-like. The transcript is spliced from 6 exons. Gene Ontology annotation, molecular function: hydrolase activity, acting on ester bonds. The record is from RefSeq and is a predicted model, not a curated record. The coding region runs from base 80 to 814 and encodes 244 amino acids. NCBI's taxonomy places the organism in Eukaryota, Viridiplantae, Streptophyta, Magnoliopsida, Rosales, Rosaceae.